AAACUAAUCAUUCCUUGGAUCAAGAUUAAGACUCACACAAGAAGCGUAGUAAAAACCAGACAACGACUGGAAAGCGAGGAAAGAGAAAAAUGACGACGUUUGGAGUUCCAGUCUAUGGAGCAUCCUGGGUUUCCUCCAGAUCCACCGAUUCCGACGAUAACUCAAGAGACGGCGAUAAACCCCCUGCAAAAUCGCUGGAAUAUCUUGUUCUUACGGGCGGUGGUGGAGAAGGCAAUAGCGGCAUUCCUAACCUACUUCUCCUUACUGAAUUCGAUUUCUCCGCUAAUUCUCUGUCUUCUGAACCGGUUGUACGACUUGAAUUUACUGAUGAAGUGCCGUACAGAAUGGCCGUUCAUCCUAAGGGUGAUGGCCUCAUUUGUGCCUUUCCUAAAAGUUGCAGAUGGUUUGAUUGGGAUACGACUAAUACUAGCAAAAAUGGGAGACUAGGUUUAAAAGCAUCUGACAAGGUACUUACCAAGUUGGAAGACGUGGGUCAACAAAUGGCUUUAGCAUUCAGUGAAGAUGGUUCGUUACUUGCCGUCGGUGGUGAGGAUGGCAAAUUAAGGGUUUUUAAGUGGCCUAGCUUGGAAGUCCUAUUUAAUGAGGAGGAAGCCUAUACUACUGUGAAGGACCUACAUUUCAGUAUAGAUGGGAAGUAUCUGGUUUCUGUAGGAAGUGGUUGUCCUUGCAAAGUUUGGGAUGUAACUUUAUCAGAGGCUGUAGCUACUCUACCCCAGAAGAAUGGUGAGAUUUUUGGGUUUUGCAGAUUUUCUCAAACUAGUGAAAGGGACCAGGUCCUUUACACAAUCGAUAAAUGUGGAAGUAUAAUAUCAUGGAACACCAAAUCCUGGAAUAGAAUAGUCACAAAACGUAUUGUUCGGGACACAAUCACAGCAUUUAAUACCUCCAUUGACGGGAAGCUCCUAGCCAUUGGGACCAUGGAAGGGGAUGUCCUCAUCAUAAACUCAUCUAAGAUGCAAGUACAGAUGACUGUGAAGAAGGCACACCUGAUUGUGGUUACUGCCCUAACGUUCUCACAUGACUCAAGGGCUUUAGCUUCUGCAUCCAUGGAUUCACGUAUCAGAGUAACACUAGUUGAAGACAAAAAUGUUAAUGGUUUCAACUACUGGAUCAUCAUGUUGAUUAUACUACUUGCAUUUGCUGUUAUGUACUUGAAGAGUACACAAACAAAGCUUCUGAUUAAAGAAGUCUAAUGUUUUGUUCGUGGUUGAGAUAGAUUGAAGCACAUUUUGCGUAGAACAUGCUCAGUAUUUAUGCUAGACUACUUUGUAAUAGUUGGUUUGAACUGUGAUUUAUCUUGUGUUAUGAAAUUGUGAGCGAUGGAUGUGUGACGCGAGCGUUUACAGUGUAAUAAGUUCAGAGAGUAUGAAAAGUUCACUUCGACAAUUGACAUUUGCACUACUGUCAUUGUUUUAAAGCGAGGUGGGAAGAGAUAAUAAUUUCAUUUUUUCUAUGUUUGAGAUCUUA
Amaranthus tricolor (Joseph's coat) is the source of this 1488-nucleotide messenger RNA. Its product is annotated as SEC12-like protein 2. The record is from RefSeq and is a predicted model, not a curated record. The transcript has 10 exons. Gene Ontology annotation, molecular function: protein binding; GTPase activator activity; guanyl-nucleotide exchange factor activity. Gene Ontology annotation, biological process: protein secretion. Gene Ontology annotation, cellular component: endoplasmic reticulum membrane. Bases 90 to 1214 code for a protein of 374 amino acids. NCBI's taxonomy places the organism in Eukaryota, Viridiplantae, Streptophyta, Magnoliopsida, Caryophyllales, Amaranthaceae.